AUGACUCCACUGCAGAUACCAAUACUCACUUUAAAUUAAAACUCUUAAGAAGUAGUUCUCGAAACCCCUCAUUCAUUAAAUAAGUUCGUAGCACAAGUACUAUCUUCUUUGAAGGCAACAACUUGCCAUCACCUAUUAGAUUUACUCAUCACAAUAAAAGAGCUUCUAUUUCUCCAAAUAAAACAAUGUUGCAUUCUGAGUCAAUCCAAUUCGGCUAAUUUGCCAAAAGAAAUACAUAAGUCAUAAAGUUGCCUCCAUUGUCAAAUUCUCCUGUUAUGAAAAAGCAAAGAAAAAGCAAUUUAAAUUUUAGAUUAAAAUAGUAUUGAAAUUGUUUAUUUAACUUUGUUUGAAUAGAAAGAAUAUCUUAUCAUCAA
Messenger RNA from Paramecium tetraurelia, 374 nucleotides. RefSeq lists its product as uncharacterized. The record is from RefSeq and is a predicted model, not a curated record. The transcript is spliced from 2 exons. Lineage: Eukaryota; Ciliophora; Oligohymenophorea; Peniculida; Parameciidae.